Molecule: messenger RNA, 1701 nt
Organism: Symbiodinium sp. CCMP2456
Lineage: Eukaryota; Dinophyceae; Suessiales; Symbiodiniaceae
Source: the annotation of a GenBank genome assembly
AUGGAGAACCGUAGAUUCGGACACCGAGCCGCUGUGCGGUUUGCCAGGAGGCCCAGAGCCCGCCCAGCUGGCCUAGCAUGCUUUGCACCGGUGCUAGCAGCACUCGCAGUCUCGUCUGCCGCUUUCUGUGGCAUGUACCAACUGCACCUGUCGGCGGCAGAGGGCCAGCUGACCCAAUCAAGGCUCGACAGUUUGGCUUCCGCCGCAACUACCCUCCAGGCCUCCACGGGCUCCGACGCCGCAAUCGGGAGCACGUCGACGGACAAAAAGCAGGUACUUCUGCUACACCCCGGCUCAGGUUCACCAGGUUUCGCGGAAGUGCCGCACAUGGGCACUGCGCUCACAGGCAGCAGUCCCAGCUGGACAGAGGCUGCAGCACAGCUGGCUCGACGGGUCAACUGGGAUUUGGGGGCAGAGCCCGUGGAGUUCCGAGUCAUGUCCGUUUUGGAGCUUUGCCAGGAUGAAACCUAUCACGCAGACUUCGUCUUUGGCGUAGACCUUGUGGAGCCGCCACAGGAGUGCCGAGAAACGCUCGGCAAAGUUCUGGCCAAGGCGGAUUCCAGACUGUUUAUCACAAGCUGCAAAUCUCGCAGCACCAGUGCCUUCUGGACUUCAUUGACACAGCUCGAAGGGGCUGGGGAAGCAGAGCUGGCCAAUUCUGGCUUUCUCGGACUCUCUGCGGUUGUGGCGGGAUACAGCGAGGCUGCAAAGCUGCGAGAUGAUGUGACCGAUCUCUGGCACCGUAGAACAGCUGAAGAAGCUGUUUAUGCCAUGCUGGUGCUCAUUGAUAAAGCUGUGAUGCCAUUGCCAGCCAUGGUGGAUCAACGGCCUGUUCCAACGGCAGAUACUGUCUUCCGUGCAGUGGAUCGGUGCCAGGAGCAGUUUCGCAACUGCUUCACUCAACCACGGUGCCUACAAAGCUUGGCCUGCCUCUCGCAGUGUGGUCUGGCAGACCAGUCAUGCUCCUAUCGCUGCAUAGUCUCCUACCAGAGCCAGGCAUUUACAGAUUUCAGCCUGUGCGCGCUGCAGAAGCAGAACAUGCUCAACUCGCAGAUUGAGCGGCCAACCACGCCAUCCGCAAAGCCUUUGGAGAGCUUCCGAGGCAAAGCGAUGACCCACGAGACCGCAGAGAGCAUCCUGGUGGGGCACUUCGACCCGGAGGAUCACCGACACAGCUGGUUGGUCGCCGCCGGUUCCAACCCUGCUUACGAGCAGUUUGCCCUGCAGUACCAGCUGUGGUACAAGGGCUCGGGGCGAAACACUUUCUGGUAUCAUCCCACUUUCCUCGUCGAGGCGUUGGAUGGAGCCAAGAUAUGGCGCACACGCGACUACCGAGUGCGCAGGCGGGACACGCCCGGAAUGUGGGAUUUCUCGGUGGUCGACAAUGGAAUCAUCUCAGAGGAGAGAUGGCAUCUACUGGGAGCCGAUGACAAUUUGGAGUGGAUCGUGCUUUUCUAUGUGGGUGUCGCACGCAGAGCUGGCCUUUCAUAUCGAGGAUGCUUGGUGCUGACUCCCGAGGGUGAGAUGCCCGGCCCGGAGCAUGCGCAGGCCAUCGAAGCAGCCAUAGCUCGCGCGGAAAUGAAGCCAUGGGAGCUGGAAGCCACGAGCAAUCCACCGGUCGACCCGGAAAAUCCUCCGCCCCUGAUCGCACCGAAGACGCAGAAGGAGUGGUUUCUCUGCUGCUUCGAAUUCUCUCUGUGA